AUGAAUUAUAAUCUCAAAACUUUCGACACCAUUAAAUGGUUACGAAAUCGUUACAAGGCUAGAGUUAAAGAUAAAUACAUUCUCUAUGAAUCGGAACUCAGGGAAUAAAAUAUGAUGAAAGCAGUCUUUAACUCCAUAGACAGAGAUAAAUCAAAAUUUCUAGAUCGAUCUGAAUUGUAUGAUAUGUUCAUCAAAUAUGGAAUCAACAUCACCAAAUCCAAACUGAAAGAAUUCUUCAAAAGCAUUGACGAAGAUGAAGAUGAUAAAUUGAAUUGGACAGAUUUCAAGCAAGCUCUUCAAAAUCAAGAAGCUUUGAACAUGUUUGUUUAAUUAAUGAAGAAAAUUAGGGAGGAUUAUGAAAUCAAUCACUAUGACCCUUCACAACAACUAACUUUUGUUCCUUUGAGCUUUCCUCAAAUGAUACAAUAUAUGAAUUAUUGCGUGUUAAGAGAAGAGAUUAUUGAUAAGAUAGAAUCUGAUAAUAUCAAUAAUUAUUAAAAGCAUAAAUAAUGCGUUAAUCUUCUUACAUUAGAGGAUAGUUGCUACAGGAAUAUUAAAUCUGAUUAGAAUGAGGAAGAGGGUGGGGAUGAUCAAAUCAAGAAUAUAUAGAAAAUGGAUCAUGCACAACUAUUGUAGAUGAAAAGAUUCCAAGAAAGAGAACUCAAAUUUAAGAGAUUAGAAAAAGUCAAAGACAUAAGCAAACGAAAAUUUUACACAAAUCCAACCCAAGACUUAGGUGUAACUGACACUGUUAGAUUAUCAGACAUUACGCAACUUAGAACUAAUCUCACUUAAGAAAUUACUAGAACGAGGGGCAAUAUUGAUAAAUUUUUAGCCAUUCUCAACAAUGAAAAAUUGAAAUAGCAAAAAUCAAGGCAAGCCUCUCGAGUCUCCUCCAGAUAAAAAUCAAGAGACAAGAAAACUACCAUUUUUAAAAAGAAUACAGUGCUAAUCGAAGCAUAAAAAGAAUUGCUGAAUUCAUCAGCUCCAGAGCAAACCAAAUUUAAAGAACUACACUAUGGGUCUAUUCAUAGAAGAAAAUACCCACGUGAAAGGAUGCUGUCAUUAGGUAUGAAAUAAAAAUGA
Paramecium tetraurelia is the source of this 1086-nucleotide messenger RNA. RefSeq lists its product as uncharacterized. NCBI's taxonomy places the organism in Eukaryota, Ciliophora, Oligohymenophorea, Peniculida, Parameciidae. Gene Ontology annotation, molecular function: calcium ion binding. The transcript is spliced from 7 exons. The record is from RefSeq and is a predicted model, not a curated record.